AUGGGUGACUGGAACCUGCUGGGCAGCAUCCUAGAAGAGGUUCACAUUCAUUCCACCAUCGUGGGCAAAAUCUGGCUUACCAUACUCUUCAUCUUCCGCAUGCUGAUCCUAGGAGCAGCUGCUGAGGACGUAUGGGACGACGAGCAGUCCGAGUUUGUCUGCAAUACUGACCAGCCAGGCUGCAAGGCGGUCUGCUAUGACCGUGCCUUCCCAAUCUCCCUCAUUCGCUUCUGGGUCCUGCAGGUCAUCUUUGUCUCUGCACCCUCGCUGGUCUACAUGGGCCACGCCCUCUACUGCAUCCGAACACUGGAGAAAGAGCGCCACCGCAGACGGGCCCUGCUGAAGGAGGAGCUGGAUGAGGUUGAGUUGGCACUGGAGGAACAAAAACGCGUGGAGAGGGAGCUGAGGAGGCUGGACGAGCAGAGGAAGGUAAAGAAGGCUCCUCUCAGAGGCUCUCUGCUGAGAACCUACAUCAUCCAUAUCCUUACACGCUCUUUGGUGGAGGUCUGCUUCAUCCUGGGCCAGUAUGUACUCUAUGGUAUUCAACUGGAGCCCCUCUAUAGGUGUGAGAGGCUGCCUUGCCCCAACAGCGUGGACUGUUACAUCUCCAGACCCACAGAGAAGACCAUCUUCAUGGUUUUUAUGAUCGCCAUUGCUGGCGUGUCACUUUUCCUCAACCUUCUGGAAAUAUCCCAUCUGGGCCUAAGGAAAAUCAAACAGACACUGUAUGGAGAGAGGUACACAGAAGACGACAGUUUGGUUUACAAGUCCAAGAAGAAAUCCUUACCAAACCUGUGUGUGAUGAGUAAUGUAUCACCUCACAAUGGGCCUUUGACUCAGACCUUCAAAGUGAUUCCAGAGGCGGACAUGAGGCCUCCUUAUUACAACAGUGGGUUGAAAGCCAACCAAGAUGCAGCAAGACACAGCCAGACCAGCUAUAUCUGUCCCCAAGCUAGAAUGCCAACCAGGUCUGGCCAGAACUGUGCAAUCCAAGACACCAAAACCCAUGAAGGUCCAGAGGUCCAAACAGCUAUGGUGGACCACCAUCCAGCCUGGGCUUCUACCAUGUCCAAUGUUGAGGGGAGUGCAACAAGCCAUCAUGAGUAUCCUGGUGAGGGAGAACACCCUAACCCCAGCCAUUUUGAAGCUCUGCUGUCCUGUAGCGCCUUAAGGUCCAGUGCUCUCAAAGCCCUGGAUGAGGUCGAGAGAAGGGAGUCAAUGGGGAGCGAAGUCCUGAUCUCUAACCCCAGGAAGACCAGCUUCAUGACCAGGCCACCAUCUGAAAGCCUGUCAUCCAUCAGUGGCUCCUCGAGCCUCUCCUUACAUACCUCAGAGGAGUCGGAUGAACUGGGCUCUCUGCAGGGAGACAUGCCGAUGAUGCCGCCUGCUGGAGGCCGAAGAAUGUCAAUGGUGAAGCAUGUUUCUGGAUAUCUCCUCUAUCAUGAAGAAGUGAAGUGGCGAGGCUUACAUCAUGGCCGUAGGAGCUGA
This is a messenger RNA of Centropristis striata (black sea bass), 1488 nucleotides long. RefSeq names its product gap junction protein alpha 10 a (gene gja10a). Gene Ontology annotation, cellular component: connexin complex. The transcript is spliced from 2 exons. The record is from RefSeq and is a predicted model, not a curated record. NCBI's taxonomy places the organism in Eukaryota, Metazoa, Chordata, Actinopteri, Perciformes, Serranidae. Bases 1 to 1488 code for a protein of 495 amino acids. Gene Ontology annotation, biological process: cell communication.